Messenger RNA from Schistosoma margrebowiei, 3133 nucleotides. The record is from the annotation of a GenBank genome assembly. Lineage: Eukaryota; Metazoa; Platyhelminthes; Trematoda; Strigeidida; Schistosomatidae.
GGCGGUCUUUAGUCCGUUUUGGUUGGCGGUCUAUUUAGGCAGUUCUCACUUUCCCCUAUAUGAUGUUCGUGUUGAAUAAUGGGAGUUCACUUCCCCCAUUGAAUCUUAUAACCAUGGCUACUGUAAUCGAAGCAAAUGGGCCAGUUUACAAUGGACCUGGAGCCAGCAAACCUAGCUCCCCAUUUGUACUCUGUAAUCUCGAGUUAUCUCAGCGUGCUGCUGUAGAAAAGGCCAAAAAGUAUGCAAUGGAACAAAGUAUACGUUCGGUGCUUUUGCGUCAAACUCAGUCACAGCAAUCUCUUCAACUAAAUAAUAUAAAAAAGAAUCAAACUGUUGCACUUUUGAAUCGGGUUUACGUUGGUUCAAUAGCAUAUGAUGUAAAGGAAGACAGUCUAAAACAAGUGUUUUCACCGUUUGGUCCUAUUAAGUCUGUGAAUUUAAGUUGGGAUCCUUCUACACAAAAGCAUAAAGGGUUCGCAUUUCUUGAGUUUGAAUACCCCGAAGCUGCACAAUUAGCUAUUGACCAAAUGAACGGUACUAGCUUUGGUGGGAGGCAGUUAAAAGUUGGUAGACCAAGUAACCUAACAAACGCCGAACCUGUCAUAAAUGAGCUAGUUAAUGAGCACAAUCUUCAUAACCGCAUUUACGUUGCUGGCAUACACUUAGAUCUCACUGAAGAUGAUGUUUCUUUAGUAUUUGAAGCUUUUGGGAAAAUAGUGUUUUGCAAGCUUCAACCUGAUCCAACUAGACCGAUGCGCCAUAGAGGUUUUGGUUACAUAGAAUAUGAAUCCACUCAGAGUGCAGCUGAUGCUGUUGGUAGUAUGAAUCAGUUCAAUCUUGGUGGACAGCUUUUGAGAGUAUGCAAAGCUAUCUCACCCCCGGAUGGUAUUUCAAGUGCCAGUUCUUCUAAUCUCCCACCAGCGGCAGCAGUGGCUGCGGCUUCGGCCACUGCUAAAGUUCUAUCAAUGGAAACAGAGCAGCUCCCUGUGAAUUCUUAUUCAAAGCAACCCGAAGUGGCUCAACCUGUAGUACUGAAUACUCUGUCCUCCACAACAACACAGUCUACCAAUCUUACCAACAGCUCUUUACCCACAUGUUCUCCCACAACAGUCCCAACUACUGGUCAAUCAACACUUGACCAGCCCUCAUUAAGUGCUGAAUUUAAUGCAACAUUCACACAUGUGAAUAAUUACAAUGAGAAUUCUAAUGCUGUUGCUGUAGGGACUUGGCAACCUGAGGUUCCUGGGCAAUAUUCACAUGCCCAACCCUCCUCUGCAUCUCCAAGUAGCUUCACAUCUCAUUCUGCUUCCUCCGGAAAUCCAAACUUUUUCUCAGGCGGUGUUUUGAUAUUACGUAAUAUGGUCGGUCCAGAAGAUUGUGAUGACGAACUAGAAGGAGAAGUGGCCGGAGAGUGUUCGAAAUAUGGGUCGGUUGAAAAAGUGUUAAUUCACCAAGACAGUGCUCAUGAGACAAAUGAAGAAUUCGUCAAUAUCUUUGUUGUAUUUUCUGACCCGUGUUCAGUACACAAUGCUGCAAAUGCAUUAAAUAAGCGUUACUUCGCUGGAAGACAAAUAACUGCCGAGCCAUAUGAUGUGGAAGCUUUUAUGAUGAAUGACUUAUCUCGUUAACUUUUUAGGUGUACCGUUUCUUCUAACAGCCUUGUUUCUUGUAAAUACUAAAUAUAGACAUGAUUUUGAUGUUAUUUUCAGAGACUAUCUGCAAGUGCUUGUUUCAAAGUGUAAUGAAUUAUGGUGUAUCAAUGUUUGUUAAACGAAGUUGAGCAGGCUAAUUUCUCUACGCAAUUCACACACAAUCCAAUUUAUCUAAAAAAAAACUUAAGUAAAGCGUAGUUAGUUGCUUAGCCUAACUUUCAGUGUGCCAAAGGUACUGUGGAUGGAUUUAAAGAUAUUCGUUAGGACAGUAAAAAUCCUAAUUCGAAUAUACAGUAAUAUAUGAAUAGAGCAAAGAGGCAUUUCUUUCCAACUAGUUUUUCUUCAUAGCUCUGGAUUUUAAUAUGUAUAAUUUACAGUAAUGAUAAUAAAUGGAGUAGUGGUGUAAUUAUAAUAUUAUCAUUUCACAGAUGAUUACGGAAAUAAUAUCGAAUGACUGAGUAGUUGAAAAGGUGAUCGAAUACGUGUGGUUAACUUCCUAACUGUUGGUUGAUAGCUCAACAAGUGUAUCUAUGGGGACUUGACAUUCUGACGUCGUCCGUCCUUUUGAUCUUCACAUAAAGCAACAAACUGUUGGGUCGGUCCCCGAGAACUACAACGAAGCCUCCAGAGGCCCUAGAGGAGCCGGAGUUCCAGCCAAUCAGAACACAAUGGAGCCUUCUAGAAUAUCGACGUGGCAUGCUACUAUUGGUUAGUAGCAUAAUAUAUCCUAGCAGAUUGGCCAAAAUCUAAUGUUGAUUUAACGAAUGCUAAUAUCUAUAAAUACUCGUGUUUUUCUGUACAAGAAAGAACCUUUGAAGUAAAGUGCUUCUCGCAUAAAAAAGAAAAUUGUUAUAGCUUGUGACCCGUGUGCCCUGUUUAUUGCAUAACGUAACGAUACCGCCAAUUAAAGAGCAGGUUCGGCAUCGUGUUCGGACACAGAGAUGAUAAUGCAAUCGAUGUCAUCAUCUUGGGACACCGACUUCGGUGGCUUGGACAUGUUCUACGAAUGCCGUCCCAGAGAACUCCACGUCGUGCAUUAUUUGCGGACGCUGGGACUGGUUGGAAAAGCAGGAGAGGUGGUCAGUAUAUGACAUGGUGUCGUGGUAUGAAAGAAAGUUGCAAAGGGCUGGCUUCUGUUGGCUCUUCACGACUACCUGGUUGGGGUCCGAAAGAUGGUGCAACACAGUGGCUAGAGACGUUAUCAGAUAUGGCUCAGAAUAGAAGCCAGUGGCGAUCCUGCUGUAACCUUCUUUUAAUUUCUUCAUAAAAAGUGGUUGUUUCUUCCUUAACUGAAAGAUUUCUUCUGAUUGUACCUUUCCGUUUCCUCAUUAUUACUAUUACACUACCUUACACUAAUCUGUUCGUUGUUGUUCUUUUUUCCCCCUCCUCUUCGAAUUCUCAUUGUUUUGUGUGGCGCUCUUGUACAAAGAUUUAUGUGUUCAAAUAAAUAAAUAAAACGACGUCAUCUGAUUCGAUUGGAG